Aspergillus fijiensis CBS 313.89 is the source of this 716-nucleotide messenger RNA. RefSeq lists its product as uncharacterized. NCBI's taxonomy places the organism in Eukaryota, Fungi, Ascomycota, Eurotiomycetes, Eurotiales, Aspergillaceae. Bases 251 to 451 code for a protein of 66 amino acids. The transcript is spliced from 2 exons. The record is from RefSeq and is a predicted model, not a curated record.
GCAGUGUUAGGCCAACUACUCCAGAGAAGGUAAUUGAUGCGCCGGGUUGUUACCACCGACUACCGGCCGGUUAAGUGGCUGAAUGGCAGACUCUGAGUAUACCCUAAGCACAGUCAGAGCCAGGGGUCUUACAAAUUAGAAUAUCAAAGCAAAUACCAAACACUUUAGCACCGAGUAAAGUGAGUUGGGCGUGUGAGGUUGGUCGUUAUUAUAGGGUAAGAAGGUGCCACUUUAAAUCGACAUACGAGAUAUGUCUACUCCACAUAUCAUAGUACUUACUCACUCCAUCUCCAGCGCCUUGACAUGCUGUGGCAGAGUAAGCGCAGUCGGUAAAAUGGAAGAAUGGAUGGAUUCAUGGCGUGAUCAAGGUCGGCCACCCGUAACAGUGACCGACAGCAUGUGCCGAGAUUCUGUCAAUCGGGACGAUCAAUCGGAUCAAGAAGACAGUUGAAGUUGGGUGUUCAAAGCCGAAAGUGCUCAGUUAAGGUACUGAGGUGCAGUAAAAGCCUGAAGUUGGCUCAGUUGAUCCAUCAUGAUGGAGAGCUUGCGAGCCUAAGGAGGAAACUGUUAGGUAAUGGGUAGGGCGGCAGCCGCUGGCCAUUCGCCAGUGGGACAGUGAAAUUCCCCUGCCAACAGGACAGUGCACCGCGUCUAGAACUUAACUAUAUCUUUGAUGUGGGCUUUUUGCUCAUGUCAUAUUAUCUGCUACGUACUGG